AUGUCACGAGCACCGCCAGACGGCCUCAUCGUCUUCGGACCAGAUGCAAACUGUACCCUCGAACUAUGCCCCGUAGAAUGGAGCGUCUACCAAUAUCGGCCCUCGCUCGCCGCGAACAUCGCCUUCAUUGUCCUCUACGCCAUCGCCAUGGGCGCGCACAUGUUCCUAGGGAUUCGCUGGAAACAGUGGUUCUACAUGAGCUUUAUGAUGGUCGGGUGUUUGUUUGAGAUCAUUGGGUAUAUUGGCAGGAUCAUUCUGUACAAGAACCCUUUCAACUUUGGAGGCUUCAUGGUUCAGAUUGUGUUUAUCACAAGUGGUCCUGUGUGGUACACAGCUGCUGUCUACGUUACUUUGUCCAAGAUUAUCAAAUAUCUCGCCCCCGAAGUCUCCCGCUUCAAACCGGAGCUUGUCUGGUGGCUCUUCAUCCCCGCCGACAUCACAUGCCUUGUACUGCAAGCCGCGGGCGGAGCUCUCUCGACCAUCAGCCAAGGCUCGAGUCAGACGGGCAUUGAUGUAGCUUUGGCUGGUCUUUCACUGCAGGUCGUCAUCCUCGUUCUUUUCUGCGCUCUCCUCGGCGACUACCUAUGGCGAUAUUUCCGUAGCGGUGCAGCUGGCGCUAUCGACAACCGCAUGCGCAUCUUCUUUGGCUUUGUGAGCGCCGCUGUUAUUCUCAUUCUUGCUCGAUGCGCGUUCCGAUGUUAUGAGUUGAGCGAGGGAUACCAAGACUCGGAUCUUGUUACGAACGAGGGGCUUUUCAUUGCCCUUGAGGGAGUGCUCGUUGUCAUUGCCGUGUUUUGUCUCUGCAUCGGCCACCCAGGCCCAGUGUUCAACAACACCGUGAGGAAGGUUUCUGAAUCUUCACAAAACGACGUUGAGAAGUAA
Molecule: messenger RNA, 882 nt
Organism: Fusarium sp. VM40
Lineage: Eukaryota; Fungi; Ascomycota; Sordariomycetes; Hypocreales; Nectriaceae
Source: the annotation of a GenBank genome assembly